AUGUUCCAUUGGCUUCCUUGGCACUCAUUGGGCGUUCCUCAGGGCCUCGGGCUCUCAUUGUUCCCAAUCGUCUUUUUCAUUAUCUCUCUCUCUCUCUUCCUGUCAUUUUUGCCUUCCCUACCAUCUCACACCCUCGAUGUUUUGACUUCGGCUGGUGUAUGUACAGGCUUGCACUCCGUGGCUGACCUGUACUGCGACUGCUGUCACACUGUGCUCGGCUGGAAGUACGAACAGGCCUUCGAGUCGAGCCAGAAGUACAAAGAGGGCAAGUACAUCAUAGAGCUGGCCCAUCUGAUUAAGGACAACGGCUGGGACUGGGCGUCCCAGGAGCCGGAGCAGCGUCGGCCGUACUAA
Messenger RNA from Protopolystoma xenopodis, 354 nucleotides. NCBI's taxonomy places the organism in Eukaryota, Metazoa, Platyhelminthes, Monogenea, Polystomatidea, Polystomatidae. The record is from the annotation of a GenBank genome assembly.